Messenger RNA from Chanos chanos (milkfish), 1655 nucleotides. It is a transcript of the gene ddc, whose product is annotated as dopa decarboxylase. The coding region runs from base 94 to 1536 and encodes 480 amino acids. Gene Ontology annotation, biological process: carboxylic acid metabolic process; amino acid metabolic process; catecholamine metabolic process. Gene Ontology annotation, molecular function: aromatic-L-amino-acid decarboxylase activity; pyridoxal phosphate binding. The transcript has 14 exons. Gene Ontology annotation, cellular component: cytoplasm. NCBI's taxonomy places the organism in Eukaryota, Metazoa, Chordata, Actinopteri, Gonorynchiformes, Chanidae. The record is from RefSeq and is a predicted model, not a curated record.
UGUGUAUGCGUGUUUGUUUGUGUGUGUCGGAGUGUCGGGUGUGAAGACUGACGAGGGGACAGAUUACAGAUUUGCACUGACUCUGGUUUUAAAAUGGAUGCGGCUGAGUUUCGUCGACGGGGGAAAGAGAUGGUGGAUCUGGUGGCAGAUUAUAUAGAGAACAUAGAGAAGAGGCAGGUGUACCCAGACGUCCAGCCCGGCUACCUGAGGGCCCUUAUCCCAGAGGAGGCCCCUGAGGAACCAGAGAUGUAUGAAGACUUGGUCAGGGACAUCGAGAGAGUUAUAAUGCCCGGGGUAACCCACUGGCACAGUCCCUACUUUUAUGCAUACUUCCCUACGGCCAACUCCUUCCCUGCCAUGCUGGCUGACAUGUUGUCUGGAGCCAUUGGCUGCAUUGGCUUCUCAUGGGCUGCUAGUCCUGCCUGUACCGAGCUGGAGACAGUCAUGCUGGAUUGGCUGGGAAAGAUGCUGAGACUCCCUGAGGAGUUUCUGGCUGGUACUGAGGGCAAAGGUGGAGGGGUUAUCCAGGGCACUGCCAGCGAGGCCACGCUGGUGGCUCUUCUAGCUGCCCGCUCGAGGAUGAUCAAAUUGAUCCAGGCCGACUUCCCCGACCGGCCAGAGGCAGACAUCGUCUCCAAACUGGUGGCGUAUUCCUCUGAACAGGCUCACUCCUCUGUGGAGAGAGCCGGUUUGAUUGGUGGAGUGAGGAUGAGGAAGAUUCCCACCGAUGAUAAAUUUGCAGUCCGCGGAGAGGCUCUGCGCAGGGUACUGAAGGAAGACAAGGCGGCUGGACUCAUACCUUUCUAUUUCUGUGCUACACUGGGGACAACUCCAUCCUGUGCGUUUGACUGCAUCGCUGAGCUGGGCCCGAUAUGUAACUCAGAACGGAUCUGGAUGCAUAUUGACGCUGCUUACGCUGGGAGUGCCUUUAUCUGCCCAGAGUUCAGACCUCUCUUAAACGGUGUAGAGUUUGCAGACUCUUUCAACUUCAACCCUCAUAAGUGGCUCCUGGUCAACUUCGACUGCUCCACGAUGUGGGUGAAGAGCAGAUCAGACAUCAUUGGAGCAUUUAAGAUGGAUCCUCUUUACCUGAAACACGAACAUCAGGAGUCAGGUCUUGUCACAGAUUACAGACACUGGCAGAUUCCUCUGGGUCGGCGUUUCCGCUCUCUGAAGAUGUGGUUUGUGUUCCGCCUGUACGGAGUCAGAGGCCUGCAGGCCUACAUCCGCAAGCAUGUGAAACUGGCGAAGGAGUUUGAAAGUUAUGUGAGAAGUGACCAGCGAUUUGAGAUCUCUGCAGAUGUGGUUUUGGGUUUGGUCUGCUUCAGACUAAAGGGCUCUAACGAACUUAACGAGACGCUGCUGAAAAAGAUCAACGCCGCCCGUCGGAUUCACCUGGUGCCCUGCCAGCUGGCGGGCGAAUUCGUGCUGCGCUUCGCCGUCUGCGCUCGCACCACGGAGUCGCGGCACGUUCAGGAGGCGUGGGGUCACGUCUCUCAGCUGGCGUCUGAGGCCCUGAAGGAGGUGCCUCACUGACCGGGCCCACACCCGAAACUGACCGGACCGGUCUGGACCAGAUCAGACCGCGCCUGGCUCAACCGUGCUGCUUGACACUGCUCUCUGCUCGCUGUGUAUUUAUUGUGAGUGUGUUUGUG